Molecule: messenger RNA, 2957 nt
Organism: Spodoptera littoralis (African cotton leafworm)
Lineage: Eukaryota; Metazoa; Arthropoda; Insecta; Lepidoptera; Noctuidae
Source: the annotation of a GenBank genome assembly
CUUCCGUAUGUCAGUUGGUCAAGUCGGUCAAGUCAAAUCUGAAGAUUGCUGAAGAUUGUGAUUUGUGCGGGCUUGUAGUGUUAAAUCGUGUAUUAUCGUGAAAGUGUAUUGUAUCCUAUUUUCUAAAUCUAAUUAAGAAAAUGGUUUUAACAAAGGAAUUCAGAAUAUGCAUGCCGAUGACGGUCGAAGAGUACCGCAUUGGUCAGCUGUACAUGAUAGCUAGACAUAGCUAUGAACAGUCCAGCAAUGGGGAAGGGGUGGAAGUUGUGGCUAAUGAGCAGGUCACUGAUGAAGUUAAUGGAGUGGGACAGUAUACUGAGAAGAGAAUCCAUCUAUCUAGUCAUUUGCCGUACUGGGUCCAGUCCCUGAUACCAAAAAUCUUUUAUGUCACUGAAAAAGCAUGGAAUUAUUACCCAUACACUAUUACAGAAGAAUUGGAACAAAGGGAAGUUGAUUUCCUAGAUAUUGCUUAUGAUGAGAUCAAGCCACACCACUAUAAGGAGGCAGAAGACCCUAAGUUCUUCAAGUCACAGAAGACAGGUAGAGGUCCGCUAGUGGAAGGCUGGAGGGAGAACCAUCAGCCCAUCAUGUGCUGCUACAAAGCCGUGAGCGUCAAAUUUGAGGUGUGGGGCUUGCAGACUAAAGUGGAGGAGUAUGUUCAAGGCGCGAUUCGAGAAAUACUCUUGCUUGGACAUCGUCAGGCGUUUGCUUGGAUGGAUGACUGGUUCAACAUGACCAUAGAAGAUGUGCGGGAAUACGAACGUGAAAUGCAGGCAAAAACUAAUAUCAAGUUAAAAUCUACCAUAGAGAGUGCCGAGGGAUCUAACGAGGACAAGAAUUCUGAUUCUUCUAAACCACAAACACCAAAGAGUCCCAAGACACCGAAGAGUACGAGCAGCACUCCUACAGCUGAAGGUCGGUCGUGGUUCAACUGGUCCUAAGUUGGACACCACUGAGAAGGGCUUGAAUCCUAGCUAUUUAUUUAGAUCCCUGCGUGUUAAGUCUACAGCUGUCUUUGUUACGCAUUAUUUACAUCCGGAGUUUGGUUUGGUAGAACAUAGUUUAGUCUUUAGCUUAAAAAUGGCUAAAACUCGCAGUAUCAAGCCCUUCAGUAUAAAAUUGAAUUUGAUCUCAUCUUGCUGUCUCGACAGGGUUUGAUUUUGUCGAAUUGAUGUGUUCACCUAUUGCCUUCGGAGUUAUAUCUUCCACUACUGUCUUUCCUUAUGAUUUCAUAAUGAAUAAUUAUGCAAUUUUGUUCCUAGUUAUUUUACUUGUAAGUUAUACUCAUUGUUGAAAUGGUGUUAGUUAGACAAUAUUAUUUAAUGAAACCUUAUCUAGGGGAUGCUCUAUUCUAAGGAGAUUUUAUAAUUGAAACCCUGCUUGAUGUGAGAAUGGAAUGCAGAAUAAUAUCGGCGAGCGAGUUAGUAAAACCUGAUAGAGAUCAUCCAUAAGAAUAAAUUAAGAUGCCUCUAAAAGUACAUAGCGGAAUUAUAAUGGGCCAUAUAACUCGAAUAAUAGACGACCUCUAUUUAUAAGUGUAAGUUGUAAUAUUUCCUAUACGUAUAUAGGCACCUUAAUGUCCUAUUCAGUAAAGUAUUUUUGAGAUUGACAUUGAAAAUGGGGAAUCGUCUCGUAUUGGGGUAUGUAAGUAUAUUAUUUGUUUGUACAGAUACAAAAUUGUGCAACUAAGACUUCAGCCUCAUAUGUAUGUAUAUUAAAAUAGUUCGAUAUUUCGACGACUUUUAUGUCGCUUUAUUGACUUCUAUUCUGACUGUGUAACCCCAAAGGGGAGCUUAUUCCUAUAUAACAUUCUUUAAAUAUUUCCUAGUUAUGUAUGUAUGUAUGUUAGUAUAUGUUUUAGAUAACUUUAUGUUUGAUGUUGUAGAUUUUAUUAGUAUGUUGUCUUUAUUGUGUGUUAGUAACCUUUGAACAAGGCCUUUAGAAAUGGUUGUAUUUAAGUAAUGUCGAAUUAUCUACAGAUUAUGUAAGGAAACGGGUAUGUUGAAUAAACUGGAGUAAUAUCAUAGUUAUGUCUAAGGAUACGGAAUGAAUAUAAAAAAGGUUUUGUAGUAUAUGAGUGUUAUAUGUGCAAUAUAUACAGAAUGUUCUAGAAAUGUAAACUAUUGACCAAAGUCCUCGGAAUUAUAUUGUGGUUUCUAUAUAAAUGGUUAUAGGCUUAAUGCCGAAGCAUUACUUACUUUUAAUAGUAAGUAAUGUUUCUGUAUUGAUACAUACAGGUCUUGAUGUAAAUUAUAAUAAUAAAUGUUUAAAUAAUGACAAGUUGAGCUUGAACAAUGAACAAAUACAUUUAUUAUAGGUACCUAAGUAGUAAAAGCUUGCUUGAAUAAAGGAGUACAACAUUUUUCUCCUGAUUAUAAGUACAAAAUUACAGAUUAAGUUAUUCUCAGCCAGUCAACUGCAAAUAGGUAUUAUUUAUUUCUAUUGUAUCUAUUUAAAAUAAAGCAUUUCUUCUGUCUAAUUACUUAGAUUAAAAAAGAUUAAGUUUCUCGAAUAUUGAAGUCACUACAAUAAAGUCUCGAUAAUAUUAUAUUCUAUUAAUGUAUCAAAUCAAUAGGCCCAAACCGAGAUAGGUCGGGUAUGAUCGUAAGAGUAAUUUGUUUUAUCCACAUUGUUGUUGGCUGGCUCAUGUGUUUCAGUCCUGUUUCGAAGAGUUUUUCCAUAGUGCGCUACGUAUAUGCUUAUUAGGUCGUUCCUAGUAUAAUUGUUUUCUACAUAUGAAUUCUUAUGAAUUGUUUAAACCUCGAAAACUAUAUUGAAAUUAUGGCGUCCGCAAAAAUAUCAUAAAUAUUUAUCGUUGUACAUAAUUGGAAUUUUUAAGUCACAAAUUGAUAAACGGCUAUAAAUAUUACUAAGUUUGCAAGUUGUGUUUAAAUGUAACUUAUCGCUAAAUGUUUAAUGUACGACGUUGUCAAUCAAAUAUAAUGAUUGUUUAUCGA